Molecule: messenger RNA, 1122 nt
Organism: Bicyclus anynana (squinting bush brown)
Lineage: Eukaryota; Metazoa; Arthropoda; Insecta; Lepidoptera; Nymphalidae
Product: INO80 complex subunit B
Exons: 3
Coding region: 171-1112 (313 amino acids)
Biological process (GO): chromatin remodeling
Cellular component (GO): Ino80 complex
Source: RefSeq, a predicted model, not a curated record
UCAAAAGUCAAAUUCAAAACAAAGCUAAAAAUUUGUAUUUUGUAGCUAAAAAUCAAUAAAGAAGUAUUGUUUCUUAGUUUUACUUUUAACUAUUAUGUAUUAAAAAUGUAUGAUGAAUGUUAAACUCUAAACAAUAAAAAACAUUAGAUCUAUUUGAGUGAACUAUAAUAAUGGUGCGCCGGCAACGUGAACCUAGUUCGACAGAGGACGAUAUUGUAAUCGAUACCUCACCACAAAAGAAGCACAAACGGCACAAACAUAAGAAACAUAAGAAGCGUAAACUCGACAAUGCAUACGACAGCGAUACUUCGAUCGAUGUGGCUUACGAGGACAUCGUAGACAAAUCUUACAAAAUGAAGAAGAGGGACGCGCCGAGCACUUCAGCGGCUGAUCUACUGAAGGCCCAAACAAAGUCAUCUUCGGAUUCUCGCAAAUCAAUUCCUGGCUCAACAUCCAGCACUCCACCUAAAGUUCCACCUAAGAAGAAAAAAGUUAAAGGUCGUGACAGUGGUACAUCUAGUGAGGAGGAACGAUGGCUAGAUGCCAUAAAGUCUGGAAAACUGGAAGAGGUAGAUGAGGAAUUAAAGAAAAUUAAACCAAAGGAUCCUAAAAUGAUGACUGCCAGACAAAGAGCUAUGUAUGAACGGGGCACAGAUAAAGAAACCAUACCAGGAGGUGAAGUUCUGCUUGCAUUACCUUCAGGUUAUAAGGAAAAAGUUAUGACAGCGGAAGCUAUACAAAAAGCUGCAUUGAAAUCUCAAAAAAGAAAACAGUUAGCUGAUGAAAAGAGAGAGAAAGAUAAAAAGAAAACAAUGGAUCGUCUUCUCAAAAAGCAGGAAUCAAAGAAUCUUAAAAAUGCACAGAAAGGCAAACUGCUCAGAAAGCAAGAACCAAUGAUAGUUUAUAAAAAUAAUAACAAUGAAAUAUCACUGUCAUUACCUUUGGGUAUCCCCUUUCCAUUAGAAACUAAACCUCCAAUUGAACCUCCUAAAUUAAUUACAUGUGGUGUAAAUGAAUGUAACAACAUUAAAAAGUAUAAUUGUUCUAAAACAGGUAUACCUUUGUGCAGUUUAGAAUGUUAUAAGAAAAAUUUGCUUUUAAUAAAUGUUUAACAAUAUACAA